Molecule: messenger RNA, 1293 nt
Organism: Ilyonectria robusta
Lineage: Eukaryota; Fungi; Ascomycota; Sordariomycetes; Hypocreales; Nectriaceae
Product: putative bifunctional purine Ade1
Exons: 4
Coding region: 1-1293 (430 amino acids)
Biological process (GO): purine nucleobase biosynthetic process
Molecular function (GO): ATP binding; phosphoribosylamine-glycine ligase activity; metal ion binding
Source: RefSeq, a predicted model, not a curated record
AUGGCUGAUGCGACGCCAUCUGGUCUUAAGGUGCUGUUGGUGGGCAAAGGCGGUCGCGAGCACGCCCUGGCCUGGAAACUGACCCAGAGUCCAUCGGUUCGCCAUGUUUACGUCGUUCCCGGCAAUGGAGGGACGGCCAAGCUUCCACGAGUCUCCAAUAUCGAAAAUGUUGAAGCCAACAACUAUCCCUUCCUGGUUUCUCUAGCGAAAGAGCUCCAUAUUGGCCUCGUCGUGGCCGGCCCCGACGACGCUGUCAUCGAUGGAAUCGAGGGGUAUUUCCGUGGCAGUGGAAUACCUUGUUUUGCCCCCACCAAGGAGGCAGCUGAAGUCGAAGGGUCGAAGAAAUUCGCCAAGGACAUCAUGCGCAAAUACAACAUCCCAACUGCCAGCUACGAGAGCUUUGACAACUUCGAAGCAGCGAGCCUUUACCUCCAACAAGUCGACGCAGGGCGAGUGGUCAUUAAGGUUGAUGGUCUUGCCGCCGGAAAGGGCGUGGUACUUCCAACGAACCAUGCCGAGGCCCAGGAUGCCCUCCGUGAGAUGAUGGUUGAGGAAAAGUUUGGGACGGCUGGUCAAUCCGUUGUCAUCGAGGAGUACCUCGAAGGCGACGAGAUCAGCGUCCUGACAUUUAGUGACGGGAAAACCUUCAAGUCACUACCGCCUGGACAGGAUCACAAGCGGAUCUUUGAAGGAAAUAAAGGGCCAAAUACUGGGGGGAUGGGUGUCUAUGCACCUGUAUCAUUUGUGAGUCCAGCGCAAAUGGCAACGAUCGAAGAGACAAUUCUCCAGCCUACAUUUGAUGGGCUCAAGACUGAAGGUCGCCCUUUUGUUGGCUUGCUCUUUACGGGGAUCAUGAUGACACCAACUGGCCCCAAAGUCCUGGAGUACAACGCUAGGUUUGGAGAUCCAGAGACCCAGACAAUGAUGAUGCUACUGUCAUCAGAAUCUGACUUGGCGGAGAUUCUACUGGCGUGCUGUACGGGGAUCCUGGAUACUGUUGCUAUCCCAGUCCUUCCGGGGUAUGCCUGCAAUGUUGUUAUUGCGGCAGGAGGCUACCCCGAGUCAUAUUUAAAAGGAGACAUUAUUGAGGUGAAGCCUCAUCCCCAAGGCGUGUGUAUAUUUCACGCCGGGACUGAAUGCAGCAAUGGUGUCCUCAAAACCGCUGGCGGUAGGGUGCUGUCGGUUGCUGCUUAUGGACCAACACUUGAGGAAGCUGUCUCUCUCGCCUACAAGGGUGUAGAGUGUGUCUCAUUUGAGAACAUGUUCUAUCGGAAAGACAUUGCGGCAAGGUAA